This is a messenger RNA of Dufourea novaeangliae, 855 nucleotides long. RefSeq names its product farnesol dehydrogenase-like. The record is from RefSeq and is a predicted model, not a curated record. Lineage: Eukaryota; Metazoa; Arthropoda; Insecta; Hymenoptera; Halictidae. The coding region runs from base 13 to 810 and encodes 265 amino acids. The transcript has 5 exons.
GUAUCGUGAACGAUGGAACGUUGGUCUGGAAAAGUGGCGAUCGUGACGGGCGCAAGCUCUGGGAUUGGUGCGGCGAUCACUAGAUCCCUCGCUGAACACAAUGUUAAGGUGGCCGCUCUCGCGAGAAGGUUGCACAAACUUCAAGAGUUAGCCGACGAACUCCCCAAAUACAAGAUCUAUCCAAUCCAAUGCGACGUCACGAAGGAGGAAGAGAUUUUACGAGCAUUUCAAUGGGUCGAAGAGAAAUUAGGCGGUGCUGAUAUCCUCGUGAACAAUGCUGGAGUUUCAUCUACAUCGACGAUCCUUGAUUCACCCACAACAAAGUACCGUCUAAUAUUGGAUACUAACUUAGUGGCUCCCGCAAUCUGUUCAAGAGAAUUUUGUCAAUCGAUCAAGAAACGUAAUAGUUCCGGGCAUAUACUCAAUAUCAACAGCAUAGCUGGACGUUAUGCAGAAGCCAUCCAAAUGCCAUUCGGUAUGUACGGUCCUAGUAAAUAUGGCCUGUCGGCUUUAGCUGCGGAACUUCGACAUGAAAUAAUCUUGGCAAAACUCAAUAUAAGAGUCACGAAUAUCAGUCCUGGUGCAGUACUUACAGAUAUGAUUAAAGGCAUAUUCGAAAAGUGUAAUGAUGUGGUCCAUAAUUCGGCAAUGUUAUAUUCGGAAGAUAUUGCUGAGUUAGUGAUCUAUGCGUUAGAAAUACCAGAACGUGCUGAGAUUUACGAGCUGACAGUUAUACCUAAAAAUGCAAUAGUUGGCGUCCCAUCCGAUGUAGUCCAAAGGUUUUCACCCUUUGAGCAAUCUUCUAAUUAAUUUAAGUCUCAUCGACAAUCCGACAUAAACAGACUGUAAUCGUAG